UCUGUGUGAAGUCAAGUCAAGAAACGAAUUCAAGCAUCGCACUUCUUCUGUUUCGUGGUUUCAAGAGCCUUGUUUUGUUAUCAGUAAAGGGGAGCAGUUUUGAUGUCAAGCGGAAGGGGCCGAGCGCCGAGGAGCUAAAGACUAAUCAAAGCAAGCUGCACACGAUCGCUAACCCAACCGCUGUUUAACGUGCAAUCCCGUCAGCAGUAGCAGCCAUGGGGAACAUAUUUGGGGGCCUGUUCAAAUUCUUCGGCAAGAAGGAAAUGAGGAUCCUGAUGGUGGGCCUUGACGCCGCUGGUAAAACCACCAUCUUGUACAAGCUCAAACUCGGGGAGGUUGUCACCACCAUUCCAACAAUAGGUUUUAAUGUGGAGACGGUGGAGUACAAGAACAUCAGCUUCACGGUGUGGGACGUCGGCGGUCAGGACAAGAUUCGACCGCUGUGGCGUCAUUACUUCCAGAAUACACAAGGUCUCAUCUUCGUGGUGGACAGCAACGACCGAGAGCGAUGCACCGAGGCCCGCGAGGAGCUCAUGAGGAUGUUGGCGGAGGACGAACUGCGUGGCGCUCUGUUGUUAGUCUUGGCUAAUAAGCAGGACCUUCCUAACGCCAUGACGGCAGCUGAGAUCACAGACAAGCUGGGUCUUCACUCCCUACGCGACAGACAAUGGUACAUCCAGGCCACGUGCGCCACCCACGGGGAAGGCCUCUACGAGGGACUGGAGUGGCUGUCCAACAGGCUGAAGAACCUCUAAAGGGCACCUGACAUCUUUUUUUUUUUUGUUUUUUUUUUUACAUUCUGCCUUUACUGAGCUGUUGUUACCACAGACGUACCGGACGAUUGGUCCGUUCGGCUAAAGCUGACACGUUUGUAUUUUAUGUAAGUGUAAUAGAUUGUGGUAACGGGGCAGCUUUAACUUGACUUAUUUUUUCUAGCGUGAUUGUUUUUGUGUCACUGGUUGGGUGAUAUGAGGGAAGCGCGGGAAUGACUUUUUCCCAGCAAAUGUAGGAUCAAUUGGCAAAAAAAAAAAAAAAAAGAUGCACUCGCGGGAGUUUCAGUUUUUGCCAGAUUCUCAAAGCUCCAAAGCCGCUUCUCGUUUGGUGAACACUGGAAUAUGUUUUAACGCAGCAUAUCCCCUAAGAUCUACCUGCUUUGUUUGUUGAAAAAGCAUUUUCUUUUUCUAUUCAGUCAGUCUCAGGGCCACAUUUGCCUUAAAGUGCGUACACUAAUUAAAAAAAAAAAAAAUGCACACAUACCUUGUAUACAUUGUGUGAGGUUACAUGUCGUGGCAGUCCAGGAUGCCUUUUGCAAAGUGAAGCAAGGAUUAAAAUCCUCAUUGCAAUAAAGUCUUCUACAUUUCCUGCUUUGCACAUUGUCAGGUUUAGUGGAAAGAGGAUGUUAAUCGUAUGCUUUCAUAUACAAAGUCGUGUCGCCAUUUUUUUU
Syngnathoides biaculeatus (alligator pipefish) is the source of this 1444-nucleotide messenger RNA. RefSeq names its product ADP-ribosylation factor 1-like 2. The record is from RefSeq and is a predicted model, not a curated record. Gene Ontology annotation, biological process: vesicle-mediated transport; intracellular protein transport. Gene Ontology annotation, cellular component: plasma membrane; cytoplasm. Gene Ontology annotation, molecular function: GTPase activity; GTP binding. The coding region runs from base 216 to 755 and encodes 179 amino acids. The transcript is spliced from 5 exons. NCBI's taxonomy places the organism in Eukaryota, Metazoa, Chordata, Actinopteri, Syngnathiformes, Syngnathidae.